ACAUUUAUAAAAGCAUUGUCAAUGCUACCGUGAAUCGCAAAUUGAAACUGGGCGAUUUUAUAUUGAGAUAACUAAUAGUGUAGCUGUGAGACAAGUUUUAACAAUGAUUAAACAAAUAAUUAUUUUUUUAACUGUUGUGAUAGUGUGCGCAAUAGCUGUGAAACCAUUUAAUAAAGAACCACCUGAGCGAAAAAGUAAAAUAACAAAAUUUCUUGAAGAAUCAGACAAGACUAAGCAAAUGAAUUUUCGCUUACCUCGUAACACAGCACCACGAGUCUAUAAAAUUGAAUUAGACCCUAAUUUUGAAGGUGAAAUAUUUACUUUUAGGGGUAAUAGUACUGUUCUAUUUGAAGUAUUGCAACCUACUACUUCGGUGAUUUUCCAUAAAUCGUAUAAAGUAAUAAUCCAGAGUAGUUUUACGGAGCUUAUAGAUGAUAAGGGAGUAAUUCUAAAACCAAAAGAAUACGAUUGGAAAGCAUCGAAUGAAUUUUAUACUAUUAUAUUUGAACAGACAUUAGAGCCAGGAAACUAUACUUUAAAAAUGAAAUGGAUUGGUCGUGAUGCUGCUGAUGACUGGUUCGACCAACGAAUGGGUUUUUUUCGAGCGUAUGACACAUUGGACAACCAUAGUCGUCAAUAUCUUGUAACAACUCACUUUGAGCCUUCAGGAGCUCGUAGUACAUUUCCAUGUUGGGAUGAACCAGGUUUCAAAGCUCGAUUUGAAAUAUCUAUUAAGCAUUCUCCAAAUCAUAUUGCAUUGUCAAAUAUGCCGGAGAAAAGCCAUCAACAGCUGCCAGAUGGUAGAAUCAUAACUCACUUUGAAAGAUCAGUGGUAAUGUCCCCAUACCUUCCUUGUGUUGCUGUUGCUAAUUAUAAAUCAAUUAAAAAUGCUCAUGGAAACAUAACAUUUUAUGGCUUGGAAAGUAAUUUAGAGUCUUUGAGAUUUGCCUUAGAAGUUAGUGAAAAAGUUAUACCAGCGAUGGAAGCUUAUACUGGUAUGCCAUACGCAAUGCCAAAACUAGAUCAGAUUUGCGUUCCUCAAUAUUCAGGUGCCAUGGAACAUUGGGGGCUAGUCAGUUACCUCACAUCGAUGGUUAAAUUGGAAAAUACUACAUUGAUUCCUAAUGUUGAUAAAAAAGAUCGUAUAAUUUUUCUUGUUGCUCAUGAAUUGGCACACCAAUGGUUUGGUAAUCUUGUCAGUCCCGUAUGGUGGGAUGACACUUGGUUAAAUGAAGGUUUCGCCGCGUAUUUCCAAUCAAAAAUUAUUGACCAGAUUUAUCCGCAUUGGCGUGUAAUGGAUUACUUCGUAAUAGAGGAUGUGAAUCAUGAAUCUUAUGAUGCUGAAACCUAUAUUCCAGAAGUUAAACCAAUCAAGUGGUCACCUCAUGAAAAGAUAUCUCUUCGCAGAAUAUUUAAUCCAGUUACGUAUCGUAAGGGAGCUGCCGUCAUUCAUAUGCUCGAGCACAUACUUACUGAAGACGUUUUUCGUAAAGGACUUCAGAGAUAUUUAAAAGCACAUCAAUUUACUGCUGUUGUUACUGACGAUCUGUGGAAGGCUUUUCAAGAAGCAUACAAUGAACAAUAUGGAGACAAACCACUAGAUAUUAAAGAAAUGAUGGAUCCUUGGUUAGAACAAACGGGUACACCAAUUGUAACUGUCACUCGAAAUUACGAAACAGGUGAAACAAAUUUGACACAAAAGAAUUUCCGAGUAACUCCUGAAAAUACAUGGAAAAUUCCAAUAAACUAUGCGACCAAGUCAAAUCCAGAUUUCUCACGAACAGUCCCAACGAUGUGGAUGGAAUAUGAUGAAAAAGAAAUUACAUUACCUGAUAUUAAUAAAGACGAUUGGAUUAUUCUUAACAUUCAACAAAGAGGAUUCUACCGAGUCAAUUACGACAGAGAAAAUUGGCAACGUAUUGCAGAAUAUCUAAAUUCCGAUGAUUAUGAUAAAAUCCAUCCUGUUAAUCGAGCGCAACUUAUCGAUGAUAUUUUUAGAAUAUAUCAAGAUGAUAAUUCUUACCUCGAUGUAUUGGUUAAUAUUACUUCGUACUUACAUCGAGAAACUGAUUAUUUACCAUGGAUUCCUGCUGGAAAUAUCAUUUUGGAUAUGAUUUCAAGGUUGAAUAAUUCACCUGAAGAAGAAUUAUUCGAAAUGUACAUGCUUUUCCUCACCAACAAAAUAAUUGAUAAACUGGGUUUUGAAGAUCGUGAAGGUGAAGAUCACUUAGCUCUUCGAGUCCGAAGUAUACUUGCCCCGAUGGUUUGUAGGUUUGGCCAUACUGAGUGCAGAUCAUUUGGUUACCAGUUAUUCAUUAAGUAUUUAGAGAAUCCAUCUGAAAAUACACUCCCUAGCUCUGAUUGGGCAUGGAUUAUGUGCGCUGGUCUUCGAAAAUCGAAUAACACUAUGAGAGAAAAAUUUCUAACCGCUGAAUUAAAACCCGAUUCUGAUGAUUGGUCCCAAAUAACCCUUUUCAUUCAAUGUACCAAUGAUAUGCAACUGCGCGAUGAUUACAUAACUUCGUUACUAAACUCUAAUUCAACAACUGAUGUAGAGGAGAUUGAUGCAAUAUUUGAUCAUUUACUUGAUAGCAAACUGGAUGAUGUCAAUUACGCAUUAAAUUAUAUAAUUGCUCAUUUUAAGGAGAUCAAGCAAUUCUAUGAUCAAUCUGAUGAUGCUACUUAUUUAGUUCCGAUUUCUCGACUAUCUCUUGCUCUGCGAACUACUGAUCAAAUUGAAAAAUUUAAAACAUUCAUUGAAAACAUUAUUCCUGAUUUGAAGGAACAACCCGAGUGGGAAAUAUCAUAUUUAAGAACUUCACUUAAGGAAAGCAUAGAUGUUUCCAAUGAGGCAAAAUUACACUCAGAAAAGUUUCAUGAGCUUAUGGAUCGAAAAAUUAUGGAUCUUAAUGUAGUUGAUGUUGGAAAAGCAUUGAAAACUAAAGCUUGAACUAAUUUUAUUAAUAAAUUAUUAAAAUUCAAAGUUUUCUCAAAAUUUUUUUAAUACUAACGAAAAAGUCUAGUUUGAUCGCGCUCAUGGAAAAUCGCCGCGAUUCCACGUUCAUUUGACAUUUAUUAUUUAGAAACUCUAUUAAUAAUACACUGUAAAAAAUCACCGGGGUAAGUCCAAUCGGUGUAGGUGUUAAAAUUAUCGGUGUAAAAUUUACCCCCGAAAGCGGUGUGAAAAUAACGCCGCUGCCGGUGUAAAUAUUCUGUACCGGUGUUAAAAAAUAUUCUCCGGUGUUAAAAUGACACCGCUGCCAGUGUAAAUAUUCUAGACCGGUGUUAAAAUAACGCCGCCACCGGUGUAGAUAUUCUUUACCGGUGUUAAAAAAUUUAACUUUGUGAAUAUUUUUACUUACUCGAUCACUGUACUUGUUAAUAAAUAAUAUUCUUUAUUAAUUUUCAUAGAGAACUGACAUUUUUUGUGUUUUAUAAUCUUUAAAGUUAAUACUCCAAGCGGACGCAAUUUACCCCGCUUUUACACCGGUAUUACUCCGCUUUUACACCGGUUACCCCGCUUUUACACCGAUAUUACUCCGCUUUUACACCGGUUACCCCGCUUUUACACCGAUUUUACUCCGCUUUUACACCGGUUACCCUGAUUUAACACCGGUAUUUUUAACACCGGUGAAUUACUCCUCCUACACCGGUGUAAUUUUAUUUUAACACCGGGCGGAGUUAAAAUGAGUCCAUUUUUAACACCGCUCUUUUUACAGUGUAAGCUUAAAAUAUCUUUAAAACAUCAGAGAUAUCAUGAUUUGACCAAAAAAGAGAAAAAAAAAUUUUACAAAAUUUUUGAGGGGGGCUGUUGUGCCCCACCCUCCCCUAUUUAAUUCUCUAUUUUAAUUUAAAAAAAAAAUAUUUUAAAUAAGUUAUUCUUGUUGUUUUGCCUGUAGUAUAGAAGGUCAUCAUGUAUUGUAAUUUUGUAAUAAUUAUUCAAGCCCAAUUUUUAUCAGUAAUUAAAAGUCUAAAACUUGGGAAAAACGUCCCGUGUAAAAAAAAAUUCUUUCCAAAAAGAUUCCAAAAAAGUUUCGCAUGUGGAACUUCUAAACAUAAUGAGACAGAUUAUAACUUCGAAUGGAACUUUUUUGGAAUGUUGGUAAUUUUGAUGGUAAAAAAAAGUUUUUAUGAUCAAAUUUAGAGUCAAAAAGGACGUUUUUGAAACUUUUUUGGUAUUUUAUAGAAACAUUCCAAAAAAGUUCAAAAAUCACUACUUUCAAAUUUUUUAUAGAACAAAAAAAAACGUCCAUAAAAAAUUCCAAAAACGUUCCCAGAACGUUCUUUUUUUACUCUAAAUUUGCUCAUAAAAACUUUUUUUCUACCACCAAAAUUACUAACGUUCCAAAAAAGUUCCAUUCGAAGUUCUAAUGUCUCAUUUUUAGAAGUUCCACAUGCGGAACUUUUUUGGAAUCAUUUUGGAACGAAUUUUUUUUACACGGGGUACACUUUUAUUUUUUAAACAAUCACUUACUUUUGUCGGCAUUUUCUAUAACUAUGUAAGAAAGAAAAAAAUGAGAUUAAUAAAACUAGCAUUCAA
Molecule: messenger RNA, 4540 nt
Organism: Microplitis mediator
Lineage: Eukaryota; Metazoa; Arthropoda; Insecta; Hymenoptera; Braconidae
Product: aminopeptidase N-like
Exons: 9
Coding region: 104-2950 (948 amino acids)
Biological process (GO): peptide catabolic process; proteolysis
Cellular component (GO): cytoplasm
Molecular function (GO): metalloaminopeptidase activity; peptide binding; zinc ion binding
Source: RefSeq, a predicted model, not a curated record